Molecule: messenger RNA, 1805 nt
Organism: Sitodiplosis mosellana (orange wheat blossom midge)
Lineage: Eukaryota; Metazoa; Arthropoda; Insecta; Diptera; Cecidomyiidae
Exons: 3
Coding region: 418-1362 (314 amino acids)
Molecular function (GO): metal ion binding; protein binding
Source: RefSeq, a predicted model, not a curated record
AGUGCAGGAAACAGCGACAAUUUCAAAGUGGCGAGCUGCUUUACAGUGUGUUUAUAUCGUAGUUUGGAUUGUGACAUUUUCUACAGAUAUUCAAAACAAACUUAUUUUAUAAACCAAUCUGCUGUAGUCUAUGAACGGAGAAAUGCAAAAAAAAAAAAUCAGCAGUGCGAACGCUUUCAAAGUUGGAAAUAAUGUGUGUGUGAGCUGCGUGUGACAACUGAACCGUACAUGCAAACACUUGUCCGCUUGAAUUAACAGAAAAGUGAACAUUAUAAGGAUCGGCGUCUCUUCUGUUUCGAACUGUCAUUCUGUUUUUUCAUUGCAUUUAUAAAAUUCAAAACUUACCCAACGUAAAUUCGAGUGAGCUCAAAAUACAUUGAAGUCUACAUCAACAUUAGACGUAACACUUUCAUCAACAUGGCAGAAGGGAAAUUUGUGCAAACUAGAGCCGACUUUAAUUUGUGUGUUGAAAACAUCAGCAAGUUGAACGAUUUCUCGUCACCACAGGUUAUGGUUCAAGGAAUUCCGUGGAAUUUAUACAUCACGAAAAAUAUGAUGGACAAUGAGGAAUGGCUGUCCGUUUAUUUAUACUGCAAAAAUGGCGACACAUCAUGCAACUGGGCAGUUGCUGCAUCAGUCACCAUUCAAUUGAUUUCAUCUCGUAACAAACUGAACACAAUCGCAAAAGAAAUAGCCCCUUUCUUUUUUGAUUGCAAAUCAAACCGUUUUGGUCUUCCACAGUUCAUUAAAAUCAAAGUCGUCGAUCCAAAUGAUAAAUACGUGAGCAAGCUACAGGUUGAUUUCAAUAAAUGUUGCGAUGAAAGCACUCGAACAACACUGAAGCUGACUGUCAAUAAUAUUGAGAACCUCAUGGCAGUGCGAACACCGGAAUUCGUCUUACAAAAUUUGCACUGGGACUUAACUGUUUUCAAGUAUUCCAGUGGUCUGGGUCUUCGUUUAUCCUGUAAGGAAAUGCCUAGCUCACUAACGAUAAAAUACAAAGCUAAAGUGGACUUUAGAAUUAAAUCGUCAAUCGCAGGAGUACAAGACAUUGAAAAGACUGGAAACACAGAACUCAUACCUGUUCCUUUCAAUCUCAAUAUCUAUAGGAUUAUAUUAUGGGACGAGCUCUUCAAACCAGAAAAUGGAUUCAUCUUUGACAAUUCCAUUGCAUUCGAAGUCAAAAUCAAAGUGGAUAAAAUGGAGGGAUCCACGAAAGUGAACAAACGCCGUGCAUCAAACCCAGCCGAAGCUGAAACAUUGGAAUGCUCGAUUUGCUUCGAAAGCAUGAAAGGCCAAGAGGUAUCAUCAACGAACUGUGGUCAUUUGUUUUGUUCGAAAUGCAUCGAAAAGAUUAUCUGAGCCCGCAGGCUCUACCCGACAUGCAAUACCAAACACAACCUUAACAAGCUGCGUCGUGUUUAUUUGCCAUUCGCAAAGAAAGACUAGAUUUCAUCGUAUAAUUCAACGAAAAUCAUUCUCUCGAAUUCAUGAAAAACUUCAUCUGCAACAGCGGAUGUCAUCGAUCCACCACUCUGAACAGCUGCAAAUACAUCGAUUCACCAAUCAUUCUCAAAAAGUAAAAGUAAAAUUGAAUAAUUUUGAAACCUUCAAAGUUAUUGUCAAUCGAAUUAGCAAAGGAAAUUAUAUUCAUAAGAAUCUUCUUGAAACUGAAGAUCAAUCGAAACAGAAGGAAUUGAAUACUUAAAAUUCAAGUUUUAUAGAAAAAUUAUAAAACAAAUAAUCUUGUGAAAAAUGCAAUAGUUUAUCGAAUAAAAAUGCAAUGGCUCUGUUAUUUCUGGUAA